Messenger RNA from Sphaeramia orbicularis (orbiculate cardinalfish), 4564 nucleotides. RefSeq lists its product as uncharacterized. The transcript has 3 exons. The coding region runs from base 6 to 1241 and encodes 411 amino acids. The record is from RefSeq and is a predicted model, not a curated record. Lineage: Eukaryota; Metazoa; Chordata; Actinopteri; Kurtiformes; Apogonidae.
GCUGGAUGUUUCUGGUGUUUGGAGUGUUUACAUCUACUGCAGGUACCAUGAAUCCUCCGAUGAUCAACUCGACCAACUUCGUCUCAACAACAAAAAGGAAACGAGAAGCCGAGCGUUCAGUCAACUGGUCGGUGGAGGAAACCCAGGUACUGCUUUGUGCCUGGAGCGAUGAGCGUGUUCAGAAGAGUUUGGCAGAAAAUCUCCGGAAUCGACAUGUUUUCAAGCACCUGUCAGCCCGCAUGAGUGAAAUGGGAUAUUCCCGGAGUCCACACCAGUGUCGGCUACGGGUCAAAACUCUGAAGGCUAACUACAUGAGAACCCGAUUACAGAGGAGCAUCAACAGCUCACAGCCCUGCACCUUUAAAUACUUUGCUGAGAUGGAUGCCGUGUUGGGCCGAAGAACGGAGGAGGGAGAUGGAGCACCCUGUUUGGUUUCACCUGAAGGGAUUGAGGAGCAUCAACUGGGCUCCAUUAACAGGACCGGGAGUAUCCCAGCAGACCUAAACCCAAAUACAGACAUCAACGAGCACCGCUUUAGUCCUUUAAAAGCCUCAGUAAGACAACAUCACAGUCCUUUAGAAAAGAAAGGAGGAUGCCCGUCCUGGCGCCUCGACUCUGAAGUCAAGCUGGAGGACAGAGGAGAGUUAACAGAUGAUUCUGAGGUCAGCAACACAGGAUUUCCACAGAACCUGAGAGAAAGACGGCAUGGAGUGUUUGGCAAACCCUCCAUUCAUCUUGAACCCAGUGGUUCAUCCAGAGAAAUUAUGUUGAGUCCUCCUUCCCCUCAUGUUGCACCUCCUCCUGCUCCCUCUGCUCCUCCUCCUGUCCUUCACUCUACCUCCUCUUCCUCCCUCCUCCACAUGAGCCACCCUCAUCCUGAGUCCCCCUGCCUGGAACCGGCCGUCCGACACCUGUCAGAGUGUUUCCAGAGCCUUGUGUCGGAGACCCGGGGUCUGUUGAUGCAGCUGGAGACCCAGAGGAUGGAGCAGGCCCGUUGGCACCAGGAGCUCCUGACCCAGUGGAUGCAGAGGGAGGAGCGUCGACAGAGGGAGGAGGCCGACAGGGAGGACCGCAGAGAGAAGGCCCGCAUGGAGCAUGAGAUCCGCGUCCUGGAGCUCCUCACCUGGUUGUCACAGGAACGAGGCUGUAGGUGUCGGAGUGCUGCUCCUGCCGGUUCCAAUCACACCAUCAGCCAUGAUGAAACCGUCACUCCAGACCCAAACUCAGGAGGAUCCAAAUGACCACACUGACACUGGCACUGAAACUAUAGCCCCUUUUACAUAGCACUUCUGUUCCAGGAAUAUUUCACCUUUAUUCCAGAGCGAUGUCUGUGUAAAUGAAAUAAAUGGUGGAUCAUUUGGUUCCACCUCUGUCAUGGCUCUGUAACACCUCUGGAGGAAGGAACAGAACCGUGAUAAAGGUGGAAUCAUGAUUCUGGAAUGCUAUGUAAAAGGAACACCUCUCGUUCUGCAGCCAAGGUGUGACAUUUUGAUGACGUACUGUGUGUGUGACCCCCACACCAGGGGAAUUUAAAAAUGAGCGCAAGCCGUGUACAGUAAACAAACAUAUCAACACGACCAUUAACUGAUGUCGAACUGGUGAGACGCCGAGAUCCGUGAGCUGUUGUCACUUCAGGCCGAGGACUCUAUCCAUGCUAACAUUGGUGGAACAGUGAAAGAUGGGCAAACUCUGGAGAGGUUAGCAACACCGCUAUGCUUAGGGGAUUUCUGAGUUAGACGUCACAUUAUACACUGCACUGUGCCACCACCCCUUUGAUUCCAGAACGCAGGUCCACUGUGUAAAAGUCCAGCCUGUCUCACCUCUGUUACUCCUUUGGCUUGGCUGUGGAAAUCAGUCCAUGGUGGAAAAAGGUGGGAUCACAUCUCACCUUUUUUUCAGGAUCUCUGUGUUAAAGUGGCUUGCAACUGCUGCAUUCAAGGGAGCGUAAAGGCCCGUUCAUGCUCUUAACGUAGUAAAUAGGUUUGUCUUUUUCAAACAGUGGAAACAUCACUGGCUUCAGAAUUAGAUGUGUUUAUAGACCGAUGCCACAUGACGUCAGGGGUCAUGUGAUUUAUGUUUAUGCGGCCAUAUUGGAAGGUAAUCCACAAGCUAGAAAGAGCCGUGCCAGGUUUGUUAGACAGAUAAUUGUACUUAAUAAUUGUAGCCAUGGUUGACUUUUGCACAGUAAUAGGCUGCUCAAACAGAGCGGGACAUGGUGAGAAGUCUUUCUACAGGACCCCCUCUGUUUUAACCAACCAGGGAGAAAAAUAUAAGGACCUCAGUGCCCAGAGACAGAGUACCGAGUAUGGUAGUAGACCUACGGUCUCCUGUCGGCUGUAAAUUACAUAUAACCAUUAAAAGUGGUGAACAAUAGUGAUGCAGCGGUGUAGGUUAUCAACGGUUUGGUACAUAUUGCGGUCCUUGCUUCGCGGUUCAGGCGCAAGGGCCAGCUCGGGCUUCUGGCUCGACAGGACAGCCGGCCUCUGAGUCCAGGCUGUGCUGUGAACCAUGACUGAAGAGCCACAACAGGUGACCCCAGGUCUACUUUGUGUAGUGGUAGUGAUAUGAAGAAAGGUUAAAAGAAAAAAGAAAAAAAAAGAUGUGUUUACACAUCUAAAAUAAUGAUUGUUUUGGUACAUAAUAUAGCUGAAAAAUGUAAAUGUUAUAAAUUUUAGGUGUUCCUGCUCCCACUCAGCAUGUGUCUUUGUAAGGGUCAAACCCAUCAGUCACAGCCAGUUUCUCAGCAUAGCAUUUCCUUUCAGCAGGGUUCAGAGUUUGAAAACAGUCUACCAUAUAUAAACAAUAAACUGUCACUAAUAACCUGUUUUAAAAUAUCUUAUCACUGAUAAAGCAGCUGCUAAACACACAGUCUGUCACUCUUGCUUCCACUCUUGCCUUCCAUGGUGGCGUAUCUGUUUACUUCCGGUAUUGAUGACGUAGGUGGCAUCGGGCUGUUGGGUUUGAAUGAGCAUUUGUCAAUCAAUCCACCAGAGGGCGCCGCUCUGAAUUAACAUACUGGCCCAACACCACGAAGAAGAGCAAAGUUUUUUAAAAAGUAGUAGAAGGGCCAGAUCAAGCAGUAGCAGAGGGACACAUUUCAUGUUCAAUAGUCUGUGUGUUUAAACUAAAUAACUUAUCUCCAUGUUUCACACAUGUAUAAGUAGGUCUCAGUAAGUACUUUCACAUGACACGUUAUAAUUUACAGAAAUACAAUUUUGGGGUACAAAUACUUAAAUUGCAUACAUACAAUACUUAAAUAACUUUUUUUUUUUUUUUACUUUACGCAAGGUUACAAAACAUGUUCUCAUUAGAAACUGAUCCUAAAUGAAACAUAGGGCUUUAGCUAUGAUGUUAAACUACAACUGUGAUCAAUAUUGGAUAAAAAUGUUGAAAUGAUAAGUUUUUAUGAACACAAAUAUGUGUGACACGGGGACAGCAGUUUGUCACUUUGUUCAGUAUCAGAAUAAAAGACUUUGCUGGAACUAAAACUCUACAAAUAUGCUAAUAAACUUUUAUUGAACAUACAUAUUAAAGCUGAAGUAAUAUAUACAGCUAAUAGCAGAGCGUAUUUGACUAAUAAUUAGAUUGAACAUAACCUUCCUGUAUUCUUGUACUGUUGAAUAAAUAGUUCCUACCGAUUCACAGACUUAAAAUAUCACUGAUACAAGCAAGAAAAAACAUUAGUAUUAAAGUUAAUAGUGCAUUUACAUAUAUUAGUCCUUUUUAGGUUUGAUUUUAUAUUGAUUAUAUCUUUUUUUCUACAAGUGAUACUGACAUUUUUUAAACAAUUCCAUAAAAUAGAGUUCUUAAGCUGAGAAAUUAGCCUAUUUGAGAAGUGAUGACACUGAUGUUCACUUUUGCUUGACCUGGCCCAGAAGACCAUCAAUAAUAACAAACAUGAUGAUAACAGAGGAGGUUUUACUAAUGUUGAUACUAGUUUUUCAUCAACUCACACAGUCACUCUUGGAAAAGUUCUGCCAUUUCUGGAAAUUAUUUUCCCCCUGUGGUUCCCAGUGGUACUGCAACGUAUUCUCUGUUUGGGUUCACAUCCACAAACUCCCAGAGGAUGGACAGAAAUACAGACAUAAUAAAGACAGAGGACAGACAGAACGCUCCGUCCAUAUACAUCAUCGUCGUCUUCUUUUCCUUUGUUCUCUUUCACUACAUCCAUAAACCUGCUCUUGUCAAUGUGUCUUUAAUGUAGAGCAUGAAUGGGCCUUAACGGUGAUUUGAAUAAACCUGGAAUGGAUGUAAAUUGGAGGAUUUGAAGGAAAUGAUCAAAUCUGUGCUGCACAUUAUUGGAUUUCAGUGUCUUUUAUCACAGAGAAAAACUCAUUCAACUCCCAAGGUUGCCCUUCUUUGCAUCCAGUUUCUAAUAAUUCACACAGACAUUCAGAGCUGAGUGACUUGUGUUUUGACUGAAUGCAGCACCUUUUAGAUAAAUUAUGUAACAUUUCUCACUUGUGUAUGUAAAGUUGACUCCUGCUCAGUGGAUAUGGGUCAAGUGAUUAACAGACUGAAUGGGGAGAGGGGGUGAAAGACAAAUAAAAUGUUAUUUUCUGAU